AUGACUUCCAUCUUGCAGCAGUUACAGCCUUGGCUUGAUUCUUGGUUGCCGCCUUUCCUUUUGGGAGGACUCAAACAUCGUGAUGCUCGUGAAGCUCAUGAGCUCUUGCAUCACGACAUCUUCCAAGCUUUGCAGACCCAUCGAAAAUUCUUUGGUGCAAAACUGGACAUUCGCAAGUGCUUUGACUCUGUGUCGCCAUUGCAGGCCAUCCAUGCGUGGGAUCAUUUGCAAGCUCCUACCGAAGUUACUGGUUUAUUGCGGUUUUUCUAUUCCUUCUCUGCUCGACGUUUUGAGUCUCAAAAAGUUUGUGCAGCUACGGAAUUCACUUGUUCUACAAGCAUCUUACAGGGAUGUCCGGCGUCGCCUGCUUUGUUGGCUGGUCUCAUGAGCGUUUGGGGUUUCCAUGUCCUUCGGCGUGCUGCGGUGUCAAUUUCUGGGUACAUCGAUGACCGUACGGUUUGGGCACUUGGUAACAACGGACAACAGAGGGUGGUGGAUGCAUUGGUUUGUACUCAGCAAAUCGAUCUGGCUAUGGGCUUUUCUUUCCAUGCAGACAAGUGUGAACUCUUCGCUACAGGAAAACCAUCUUGUACUAUUUUGAAGGCCGCCGCGGUAAACUCUGACUUUCACUGGCCGGUGGUGGGCUCUUUCAAGUUGCUUGGUGUCCAAUACAACCUGUCCAGGCGUAAAUUUACUCCGCUUGCUGAUCGUAUUCGGAAUCAUGUGUUGCAGAGGUUAGCUCGCAUUCGCAUUACGUCUCGUCUUCUGCUUUGGGCUUGCCACUUUGGUGCUCAUUUGGAUCCUGAGUUUGUGAUGGAUUUCUCGGUCAUUCGUCAUGAACUGUGGAAACUGUCUCCUAGUGCACAGGCACUGCGGACGCGGGUUUCUUCUUCUCCAAGGCUCCGUGAAGUGCUCAGCAAGUGGCAGUGGCAACAAGUGUACGCCGCAUGCAUCGUGGCCAAAGUCUCCAACUUAUUGGAUAUUCAGCUUGACCUUUUGACUGACAGCAUGUUCGUCCUUCGCCUUUGGGAAAGGACUCUUCAGCCAUGUUUCUAUUUGGCACCGUGGCGCGUGCUGAAGGAUGCACAAUUGCGGUGCCAUUGGGCUUCUUCUGACUUGGUGGCGAUGUAUCCUGGUGAUUCUACGGCUGCGUGA
Messenger RNA from Cladocopium goreaui, 1155 nucleotides. NCBI's taxonomy places the organism in Eukaryota, Dinophyceae, Suessiales, Symbiodiniaceae. The record is from the annotation of a GenBank genome assembly.